This is a messenger RNA of Entrophospora sp. SA101, 183 nucleotides long. Lineage: Eukaryota; Fungi; Glomeromycota; Glomeromycetes; Entrophosporales; Entrophosporaceae. The record is from the annotation of a GenBank genome assembly.
AUGCUUCUCGGAGUAUUUUAUGAAUGCAUAGAGCUAUGGAAUAACACAUUUCUCAAAAGUGUGACUUCCCAGAACCAUAUCCGCAUCAAAGCAGAGGAAUUAGGAGAAUCAAAAGAAAUAGCAGAUGAAUUUGAAGAAGCUUCAGAUAGAUCAAAAGGACUAAGGGAAUAUGAUAAAUAUUGA